AUGAGAAGAAGGAACUACAAAAAAGAGAAUGAGGUAUCAAUUCCUCAACCACAACCUCUACAAUCAGUAUUUCAUCCACCACCAAAGAAUUCUCCACUAUUACAUCAUAAAAAAAGCUCACCAACCAGACCUACCUUAUUCAUUCCGUCAGGCAAUGAAUUGAUUUUGAAACCAAUUCAGCUGACAAAAGCUCAUUUUUUUGACGCUUAUUCUAAAGGAAAAUGGAAUCUUUCAAAAGUUCCAUGUCCACCAUUUCUUGAUGAUAUUGGGUAUAUGAAACCACCUGAAAGUUUUAAUGAAAUAUCAAGAUCAGAAUCAGUAUCAAAUUAUAUGAGUUUACCUCAUUGGAAAAAAAUUCAAUAUUUUACAAGAAUCAUAUCAAAAUUAAAAAAAGAAUUUAAAAUUAAUGGUGUUUCCAUAUCUUUAAUUGAUAAAGAUAAAUGUUUUUACAAAUUUGAAACUACAUUAGAUUUGAAUUGUGUACCUAGAUGUAUUGCUAUUGACUCUCAUGCCAUAUUAUCAAGUGGGUCAUUUGUUUUAUUAGAUGCUUCAAAAGAUUGGAGAACUAUGAAAAAUCCUUUGGUUACUGAGUCACCGUUUAUUAAAUUUUAUUGUGGUGUUCCUUUAUUAGCUCCAAAUAAUGAUGUUAUUGGUAUAUUAGCUAUUUUUGAUGCAAGAGCCAAAUUAUCAUUUAAUGAAGAUAAUUGUAAAACUUUAGUUAGUACUAGUAAAGAUCUUAUGGAUUUUCUAAAUGCACCACUUGAUGAUGGAAACUUAAAUCCAAAAUACUUCAAAGGAGGUCAAUUAGUUGAUUCCUUGCUAUUAUAUGGAAAUUCAGAUAAAAAGGCAGCACUUAAAGAAUUAAGAAAAGAAAUCGGAAGACCAACAAGUGGGAAAUCUUCAUUAGUAUUUGAAAAAGAUGGUUCAGGUGGACCUUACAAUGCAAAUCAAAUUACAAGAUUCUUGAGGUUUAAUAAACAAGAAAAUGAAGAAGAAUUUAAUACUGACCAAUUGGAAAGAGCUCAAAGAAUUAAAUCAUUUGAAAAUCAUCAAGAUAAAUAUGAAGAAGCUGAGAUCAAAAAGAAUUUGAGACCUAUUAACGGUCACAUCAUCAAACAAAAGGAAUUAUGGAAAUCAUUAUUUUCAUUAGGUUCAUUAAAUAAAGCAGCUUCAGCAUUAUGUAGCACAUUAGGUGAAUUUUAUAAAUUUGAUUUUGUAUUCAUUUUAGAAAUUAGAAUUGCAGAGCAAUGUUGUAUACAAAAAGAAUAUUUCCCAUCAAAUGAAGAUAAAAUUGAUUAUGCACUGUUUAAAUAUUCAAAUAAGAUUACAAAAUCAAAAUCACCAAAUGAUGAAUUUAUGACAAGAAUGACUGGGAUAUAUGAUCGUAAAAUUUUAGAUCAUUCUAAAAAUUCUGGAAAAGCUGCUUCUACUAAUUCUCCAACUACUCAAUUUUUUGAAAGAUCUAUUCAUUACAAAGCAUUUUUAUCAGAAUUUGGUCUUGAAUAUAUUAAUCCAAGAUUGAACACUAUAUAUAAUUACGGUAUCAUAAUGCCAUUUUUCAGACAUGAAUCAAAAUUACUAAAACAUACAUCUAGCAGAUCAAAAGCCAACAAUAAAAAUGUUGAAUUAUACUUAAGAAGUGGUGGGUUUUUAAUUGGUUUAUUUUCAGAAUUGAUUAAAGAAGAAGUUGAUAGUGAAGUAAUUUCUGCUAUUUUUGAUCAUUCAGCUACUUUUAGAAAAAUAUAUAUUAGUACUACUCAAUAA
Messenger RNA from Lodderomyces jiufengensis, 1764 nucleotides. RefSeq lists its product as uncharacterized. NCBI's taxonomy places the organism in Eukaryota, Fungi, Ascomycota, Pichiomycetes, Serinales, Debaryomycetaceae. Bases 1 to 1764 code for a protein of 587 amino acids. The transcript is spliced from 2 exons. The record is from RefSeq and is a predicted model, not a curated record.